This is a messenger RNA of Microplitis mediator, 1757 nucleotides long. Its product is annotated as odorant receptor 67c-like. Gene Ontology annotation, cellular component: plasma membrane. Gene Ontology annotation, molecular function: odorant binding; olfactory receptor activity. NCBI's taxonomy places the organism in Eukaryota, Metazoa, Arthropoda, Insecta, Hymenoptera, Braconidae. The transcript is spliced from 8 exons. Gene Ontology annotation, biological process: sensory perception of smell; detection of chemical stimulus involved in sensory perception of smell. Bases 423 to 1667 code for a protein of 414 amino acids. The record is from RefSeq and is a predicted model, not a curated record.
CGUAAGUUCAAUUUCACAAUUGAUAACAUAAUAAAAACUUAACGCAACCAUAAUGGCGUGCAUGUCUCACAUAUGAACAUUGAAAAUUAUCUUAUACAUUUCAUUUCACUCUGUAUGUAAUUUAAAUGAUCGAUCAAACCCGUGACAGAUGUUCAUAAAUUGAUGUGAAUACUUAGUCGCAAAUUGCAAUCGAUCCUUCCUACCACUUGUUAUCUUAUACAUCAAAUAAUUGCAUACAAUUUUAAGUUUAAACGGUGGUGUAGGGAUUCUAGAAUUUAGAGAGUGAUAUUCACUUCGUCCGCUGCAUUGUUAACUUGAUUGAUAGUAGAAGACCAAGUAAGGAAUUUUAUUUCCUAUUUUAUUUUAUGCUUUUUUACUUUAAAUUACGAUAUAACAAAUGAAAAAUAAAAUAAUUAUUGAAUAUGAUUGAAAGAAAAAUGGAAGAAGAACAAUUUAUAAAUUCUAUAACUUUUGAGGAAUUUUUAAAUGGAGAAGUUUUGAUUUUACAAUGUAUGGGAUUGUCAUAUUUCAAUAGGGUAUUUUCAAAUAGUGAGGAAAUUGAAAAAUGGUGGGAAAAAAUAAUUCCAUUUUGUGGUAUUUUGAUAGUGUGUUUGUCGACAUAUCUUGAACUAAUUAGAGUGAUACGAGUAAUAGAUGUUGAUUUUACUCAUGCAAUUGAUAUAUUGUCCGCGAUGAGUUCGGGUAUGUUGUGUACAUUUAAGGCAAUAAGAUGUUGGACACAUCGGAAAGAACUUUUUGAUUUUUUACGACAACUUAAAACUUUAUGGGACUCAGCAGAUUCAAAUAAGUAUAUCUCAGAAGACAUAUUAAAUAUAGUAAUCUAUGCCAGAUCAUUCAGAAAUUAUUUGACAAUUAUAGUGAUUGCAUUGGCUGUCAGUUAUGCUAUUCCAGCCUAUACGGUACUUGGUAGCCAUUUGAUAUUUCACAGAGAUGAAUAUUUUUUUAAUUUCUCUAUGAUAAUGUUCCCAGUCACGUAUCCAUUUACGAUUAAUUCAUACUCGAUAUACUUUUCGUGUCUACUAUUCGAGCAAUUAGUUGAAUUAUUAGCUAUUCCUUAUUGGCUGUGUGGGGAGGUACUUUUUGUUCAAUUAACGACACACGUUGGCGCUCAAUGCACGAUAUUAGUUAAUAGGCUGCGAGGUAUUAAUAAGGAUGGAAGUGGAUCCGAUAAUCAUGAAAACCAUCGACAGUUAGCAGAUAUUAUUUCGAUUCAUCAUAAACUAUAUUUACACUACUGUUGGCUACAAAGAUUUUUUAACCCCAUCUUAUUUUUUGUCACCUUAGUUAAUGGAGCUAAUCUUUGUUUUUCGCUAUAUAGAGUUGAUGGGGAAAUAAACGAACGCAAUUGGGACAUUCUUCUGUCAAAGGUACUCUACUUAGUUGCUGUCCUUGGACAAACAUUUUUGUUUUGUAAACACGCUGAUGUUUUAACCGAAAAACUAGACGAAAUCAGUUACGCAGCUUAUCACUGUGAUUGGACACAUUGUGAUAAGACUUUUAAGACUAUGAUGUUGAUGAUAAUAAAACGAGCGCAAAACGGAUAUAGAUUCACAACUUAUGGAAUUAUAACGCUUGAUGUAAUGGAAUUUACAAAGAUUGUUAAUGCCGCAAUGAGUUAUUUCGCCAUAUUACGAAGUUUUGGAUAAUUUUGUUUUCGGAAUACUUGAUAUUUUGUAGUAUAAAACUAAUUCUAAAACUGACAAUAGAAUAAAAUAUUAUUUUCUAUGUAGACAUCU